CGUUCGAGCACUGUUCUCGAGGAUCACCGCGAACAUAUUUUUGUGACAAGAAUGUUGUGUAAAAAUAUAUUGAAUUGUGAUUAUUUGACAGUUUGGUGAGAAGAGAGUUUGAUUUCAGUGGAGUAAUUAGAAGAAACAGAAUGCAACCGCAGCAGUUGUUGGUAAUUCUGGGAAUACUUUUGACGUCCUCGCAGGUAUGGUGUCAAUCUAUCGGCAAGGUUACAUUUCAGGAUAACAAUUCCGAAGAUCAAACAGAAAAACAAGAAACUCCGCAAGAAGCUCCGUCGCAACAAAGAGGAUUUAAUCCUAUUCAACAUGUAGAAAACCUAUUCGAUUAUAUUGGUCUUGGAACCGGACGAAACGUUGAUCCAUACUUGGCAAAGGUCAACGAACGUUGCAUAAGCGGCGAUUUGGCUGAAUGUUUUAAAUCCCAAGCUUUAAGUUACUUUUCGGACUUCUUCGAUCAUGUUGAAUAUUCUUUGAAUGAUUACGUCCGGAUUAAACGGAUGUCUGAUCGAGUAGUGAAUAAAGUAGAUCAUCAGCCGUACGAAUAUUCAAAUGAACCUAGAUCCGAAGAAACAGAAUGGGAUCAACUGCUUAACUUUAUAAAACGAAAAAUAGAGAGAUUUGUUAAAACAAUGUCUUUCGAAUUGACUAUACCUGAUACGGAAACUGGUAGCGAUGGCUCGUACAAGGCAAGAUUUUUGGACGAGAUCGCUGACGAAGUAAACAUUCUUGAGGACAAGAAGGAUACACUUUUUUCUCGUUAUCAGCUUAGAAGACUUAUAAUACCUAUGUUACUCAUCCUGAAGCUUUUCAAGUUGAAGUUAUUACUUUUCUUGCCUUUAAUCUUAGGAUUGGCUUCAUUCAAGAAGUUCCUCGGAUUCCUAGCAAUUGUUAUACCCGGUAUAAUAGGUUUCUUUAAGUUUUAUAAGCCGUACCAAACCUAUCACGCGCCAGUUUACACGAAAAAUGGAAUCGGCUAUCCUCAGUACGGUAUACACCCAGAUAUUGAUUAUGCCGGUCAUUACGGAAGUGCAGGAACCUACGGUCAGGAUUUAGCAUAUCGGGGAUAUCAACAUUAUAAUUCUAAGUAGUUAAAUUAUAACUGAGUUUAUGUAUUUUUAUAGAAAAAAAUGUAGCCAUGUCUUUAUACGUAUAAAAAAAUAUUUGUAAAUAAGAAGUCAU
Molecule: messenger RNA, 1188 nt
Organism: Pseudomyrmex gracilis
Lineage: Eukaryota; Metazoa; Arthropoda; Insecta; Hymenoptera; Formicidae
Gene: Osi2
Exons: 5
Coding region: 141-1097 (318 amino acids)
Source: RefSeq, a predicted model, not a curated record